Brachypodium distachyon (stiff brome) is the source of this 1887-nucleotide messenger RNA. RefSeq lists its product as uncharacterized. Gene Ontology annotation, molecular function: protein binding. The record is from RefSeq and is a predicted model, not a curated record. Lineage: Eukaryota; Viridiplantae; Streptophyta; Magnoliopsida; Poales; Poaceae. The coding region runs from base 57 to 1631 and encodes 524 amino acids. The transcript has 3 exons.
GGCAACCGUUCGCUUCCUUGGCCAAAGAGGCGACCGACCGACUCAACUCCUCAUCAAUGGAGGAAGGGAGAGAAACUGCUGCCAAACGAGCCAAGGACUGCCCCAGCCCCACCAGCGCCGGCGAGGAAGGGGGGGAAGACCACCUCAGCGCGCUGCCCGACGACAUCCUCCUCCGCAUCUUCCACACCCUCGGCAGCGCCGAAACCGCCGCCCGGACCAGCGUGCUUUCCCGCCGCUGGCUCCGCCUCUGGGCGCUCCAACCGGCGCUCAGCUUCUUCUUCGGCGCCCGGCACGACAAGGUGCCCGCCGCCCUCGCCGCUCUCGACGCCGCCCACGCCGCUCUCGAUGCCGCCCGCGGCGACGACGACGAGGCGACGCCGCCGCUCCGCUUCCUCGUCGUCUUCGUCUCGCGCUCCUCCGCGGAAUCCCUGCAGGCGUGGCUUCCCAUCGCCGCCCGCCGCCUAGCCGGCGACCUCCACUUCAUAGAGAUUCCGCGACAUGAGGAGGAGGAGGAGGGGGACGAGGCCGCCCGCGACGGCGGCGCCUUUGAGCUGCCCUGCUUCGAGAGAGCCACGGCGAUCUCGCUCGAACUGGUCCGGGGGUUUCACGGGCUCUCCCUGCCGCCUACCGGCGUGUUCGCGCGGCUGACCAAUUUCCACCUGGACGGCGCCCGGCUGCACGGUCCUUGCACGCUCGGCGAAGCCGUCUCCUCGCCGCGUUGCCCGACCCUGCGGAGACUCUCCAUCGUCAGUGUCGGGGGCAUCGGCAAUCUUGCCGUGCACUCUGACUCUCUCCUGGAAAUGGAGCUCAAAGGAUGUGAACUGCAGCAGCUGACUGUCGCUGCUCCGGCGCUCAUAAAGUUAACCGUGUUCCUCUGCUUCAGUAGCGCCACUCGGCCGGUUGCCGACAUCUCAGCUCCUGAACUGGUGACACUUGGGUGGAGAGAUGCUUAUGAUCCAACGUCUGUCCACUUUGGCGAGAUGAGCCAACUGCAAUGGCUGGGCACCUCCUUUUUCAUUGUAUAUGGACAGCCUGGCCUUGCACAAAAUCUUGACUGCGCGAGGCUGUUGCAGCACUUUGAGGCCGUCCAGGCUCUUAACCUAGUGCUGGCAUAUAUGUCGAGUAUGGAGGGCAUGCAGGACCAUAAUUACUUGAUGGAAGAGAUGACGAGGCUCCCUGACAUUCGAUUCUUGACCCUGUUUCUUUUGACAACUGGGCAUUCUUUUGGAGCCAGCUCAUUCCAUGUUUUCAGGAUGUGUACUGGUAUAAGAAAGCUGAUGCUGACAUUUAAUAAUCCUACGGACAUGGAGGUGCCUACUGAGUGUGCAUCAGGUUGCAUCUGUGAUCAACCUACAAACUGGAAAACUGAGGAACUUGUGCUGAGGCGCCUUGAAGACAUAGAAAUACAAUAUUUCCCAGGAACUGAAAAUGAUUUUGCUCUUGUGGAACGACUGUUCAGUUGGGCAGCAGUGGUGAAAACAGUGACAAUAAGUUUCAAUCGAUCAAUCACUGGAAGUAUGGCCAACGAGUUCUGCCAGAGGAUACUAGGUUUCUCCAGGCCAGAAAUAUGUGUGAAAUUUUAUGUGUACCAUAACAUCUGCCAGAGGGUUUUGUAUGUUCCAGAAGACUAAGGUGCCAUCUUGUCGCUUGGUGUUGCACUGGUUAUGCUAGUUUUUUUUAUUAAAAUGGUCAUAUGUCAUAGUUUUCUUCCUUGUAUCAGCUGCACUCUAUGCAAAGUUGCAAACAUCGAAAUGCUACUGGUCGUUCGAAUUGUACAAUGUUAUCAUGGUUCUUUUAAAUAUUGUUUACAUAAAGAGGUUUAAACGUUAUGCACAAGCUCCAUGUGUGCGAGAUCCAAAUGACAUGAUAUGACAGCAGAGUUGUGUU